Messenger RNA from Trypanosoma grayi, 1551 nucleotides. RefSeq lists its product as hypothetical. The coding region runs from base 1 to 1551 and encodes 516 amino acids. Lineage: Eukaryota; Euglenozoa; Kinetoplastea; Trypanosomatida; Trypanosomatidae. The transcript has a single exon. Gene Ontology annotation, molecular function: actin filament binding; protein-macromolecule adaptor activity. The record is from RefSeq and is a predicted model, not a curated record.
AUGCUGUACGCAGCUGUGAUCCUCAUGUGGGGCGCUUUUCAACUUUUUAUUGUGCUUCGUCGUGGAGGGCGAAUGGAGAACAGCGUGGGGCCGCAUCUUGAUCCGAGAGACACGUUCGUGACAAGCGCAUUGCUACCGGAAGAUUUUAGGGUCUGGAGGCGUAUCUCAUCUUCAAAUGAGAUGAGAACAGAGAGCUUCUACCGUCUUCGCUCCGCUGUUGGCGGGCGUUGGCUGGGACACUUCUCUAACGGAGUCUACCACGAUGUUUCUGAGAGAACAGUUGGUGUUCUUCGUGGCCGGACAAAAGAUACAUAUGCUAUUCAGGCGUGGAGCACAAUGUUUUUGUCUGCACACAGUGACGGAAGAGUUGGGAUGGACCGGGCUGCAGCAAGGUCCGCAGAGAUGUGGCGGUUUGAUUUCGUGUCUGCUUCAGGGACAGUUGCCCUUUGGUCUGCCUCUGAGCGUCGCUAUGUGCGUGUCUCCGGUGACCGUUUGAAGUGCGACGUGAAGGAGCUGGGUGCUGCAGCCCAGUGGGAGAUUUAUGUUGAGCCUCGUGUGGCGUGUCGUUCGCCUGCCGUUGGCGAAGCCUGGAAUUUUGUCGCCCGUGAUUGCUGGGGAUUGGUGCGCUCGCCACAGAAUGAACCAGCUGGCAUGAUUGUUUUGUUUGGGACCCCCAAACCCCUUAAAUCGCUUGCGCCAAACACAAGUGAUAAACACGAUCCUUUCGUUAUUGUUAAUCGAACACUUUUCAACUGGGCGCUUAUUGAUGGUGUUCAGCCAGUGGUGUUGACAGACGAUCCCUUGAGCCACAAACUCAUUGAGCAGAUUAAUCAGGAGAAUGCAGCAAAAGGGGUUGGACACCAUAUUGACGUCAUAAAAGAAUUUGAGUGUCACGAGAAGUUUGGUCAACCAACAUAUCGUGGUCUUUUCUUGAGUGUAUUGCUGGCGUACCCUGAUGCCCAAGCAUUCAUGUACUCCAACAUGGAUAUUCUAUUCUCGCGCUCCUCAGUGGCAACCAUCCAUGCCAUACGACGCUACAAAGAUGCUGUUGCGCAUCGCCUGCCCAGCGUCAAGGGAUGGUUUGCCGUUGGUCGCCGCAUUAACGUUGACAUACCGUUGAAUUGGUCGUUAAAUUCUGACUGGGAGGAGGAUGUGGAGGUAUCGUUUAGAGCGGAAGGGGUCCCGUUCCAAUCCCUCUCGGAGGACUACUUUGCUAUGAACAACGACAUGUUUGACUGGAGGAAGGCACCUGAUUUUGUUGUUGGUGGUACGGCAUUUGACAAUUGGCUAACCACUCAGGCCGUUUUGCGUGCCCGGGAAGGUCUAGCAUUGACACUGGAAGCGUCCCAUACUCUGACGGCGAUACAUCAGAAUCAUGGAGAGAAUGCCAAGGCGAGCCACCGUCACCCAAAGUCGCGGUACAAUAACGUGUUGGCACAUCGAAACGGUGGGUGGUCGCUUGGCCGCACAACUGAUGCUCCGUUAAUGACUGUACGUCAUUUUGGGGAUGAAAUACUGGUUUUCGACAAGCUGGGCAUCCUGCUUGGCUGA